GUCGAAUCUCCGCAGUACGACGCGAUGUGAGGUGUGCACCCUCGUCCUAGCGGAGACAGGGGUAGACUACAGCAAGGGAGAGAGGGAGGAAAGGAGUGUGAAUACGGUAUAUCAUUCAGGAGCAUCAUGGCACCCAUAGGACUGAAGGCGGUGGUUGGCGAAAAGAUUAUGAAUGAUGUCAUCAAGAAGGUGAAGAAGAAGGGAGAAUGGAAGGCUCUCAUCGUGGACCAGCUCAGCAUGAGGAUGCUGUCCUCCUGCUGUAAGAUGACGGACAUCAUGUCAGAGGGCAUCACUAUUGUUGAAGACAUACAUAAAAGGCGAGAGCCUCUUCCCUCACUUGAGGCCAUCUAUCUGAUUACUCCUACUGAGAAGUCUGUUGCGACGCUGGUUGGUGACUUCAGAGAUGCUCAUUCAGCCAAGUACAAAGCAGCUCAUGUGUUCUUCACUGACUCCUGUCCUGACCCAAUCUUCAACGACCUGGUGAAAAGCCGUGCCUCCAAGUCCAUCAAGACGCUGACUGAGAUCAACAUUGCUUUCCUGCCUUAUGAGUCUCAGGUGUACUCUCUAGACAAUUCUGACGCCUUCCAGAGCUUCUACAGCCCUCAUAAGGCCCAGCUGAAGAAUACAGUGAUGGAGCGCCUGGCUGAGCAGAUUGCCACUCUGUGCGCCACGCUCAAGGAGUACCCUGCUGUGCGAUACCGAGGAGAAUACAAAGAUAAUUCCACCCUGGCCCAGCUGGUGCAGGACAAACUGGACGCAUACAAGGCUGAUGACCCCACCAUGGGAGAGGGUCCAGAUAAGGCUCGCUCUCAGCUCAUCAUCCUGGACAGAGCUUUUGACCCGGUGUCCCCUGUCCUGCAUGAGCUCACUUUCCAGGCCAUGGGCUACGACCUGCUGCCCAUUGAGAACGAUGUCUACAAAUAUGAGACCAGUGAUGGCCGUGAGAAGGAGGUGCUGCUUCACGAGGACGAUGAGCUGUGGGUGGGGCUGAGACACAAACACAUUGCGGAGGUGUCCCAGGAGGUAACACGCUCCUUGAAGGAUUUCUCCUCCAGCAAACGGAUGAAUACAGGAGAGAAGACCACCAUGAGGGACCUGUCCCAGAUGCUGAAGAAGAUGCCUCAGUACCAGAAGGAGCUGAGCAAGUACUCCACUCAUCUGCAGCUGGCUGAGGACUGCAUGAAGCACUACCAAGGAACCGUGGACAAGCUGUGCCGUGUAGAGCAGGACCUUGCUAUGGGCACUGACGCAGAGGGCGAGAAGAUCAAAGACCCCAUGCGCGCUAUUGUGCCCAUCCUGCUGGAUACCAACGUCAGCACCUACGACAAGAUCCGCAUCAUUCUGCUGUACAUCUUCCUCAAGAACGGGAUUACGGAGGAGAACCUGAACAAACUGAUCCAACACGCGCAGAUCCCCCCAGAGGACAGUGAGAUCAUCAGCAACAUGGCCCACCUGGGGGUACCCAUCAUCACAGAUUCCACUCUGCGCAGAGGGAAGAAGUUGGACCGUAAGGAGCGAGUGAGUGAGCAGACCUACCAGCUGUCUCGCUGGACUCCAGUGGUCAAGGACAUCAUGGAGGAUGCCAUUGAGGAGAAGCUGGACACAAAGCACUACCCUUACAUCUCUACUCGCUCUUCCGCUUCAUUCAGCACUACUGCAGUCAGUGCCCGGUAUGGCCACUGGCACAAGAAUAAGACCCCUGGCGAGUACCGCACUGGACCGCGCGUCAUCGUCUUCAUCAUCGGAGGCGCGUCCUUCAGCGAGAUGCGCUGUGCUUAUGAGGUGACGCAGGCCAAUGGGAAAUGGGAGGCCCUUAUCGGAUCGACUCACGUAUUCACCCCCACCUUCCUCCUGGACACUCUCAAGACCAUGAAUAAACCAGAUGAAGAACCAACAACCUAAAAUUCCUCCUCCUCGUUUCUCAACUCUGUCUAUGUCCUCCCUCCCCUCCCUCCCCUCCCUCCUCCCUGCACCUUCAUCCCUGUACUCCUGUAUUACUGUGUAUGCAUCUUGCUUGAUGAAACAAAACAAAAAACAAAAAAAAGACAUUGGUUAAAAAAUUAUAUAUAUAUAGUAUAUAUAUAUAUAUACAUGAAAUAGUAUGUUGAAAAUGAAUAAUUGCAAGUAUUCUCAUGUUUUACGAUGGAUGCAAAUGAUUGAAAUGGGUUUAACCAUCAAGACACUGUUUAAAACUGGAAGUACCAAAUGUAAUAUUGUAUGCUAUCAAACCUGCUAGAAUGUGUCCAAGGUAGAGCCUUUGUUAGUUUGUUGCCCUUUAGUUGAAUUGUCUGUGUGGGUGGGGAGGCGAGUUGGGGGAGGAGUUGGGGCGGGGAGACACUCAGGAUGGAAUAAAUCAUAUCGCUGGACGCAGAACUGCGUCCUUUAGAGUAGAUACGGACUCUACUAUCUGGUCCUUAACAAGGCCGAGCCAUCCGAGACAAAGUGAGCUGAUCGCCUCAGUUUGUGUAGUUUAAGACGGUUGGUGUGACUUGCGAGACUGUUAGACUGUUGGACACACAGCUAUGGGGAGAAAGGCCAUUGUCGCAUGGAAAAUAUAAUAAUAGAGACUCCGCAAGCAGGGCUUCAGUCCGAACCCAACAAACCACAGGCCAUCCUUCUUCCAGCCAAUCAGAAUGAGGGAUCUUUGAAUUUGCCAUGUCCUUUUCUUUUUUUCUAUUUUUUUUUUGUUUCUUUUCCUCUUGGGAGACUUCACAUUAAGUGUCAAAAAGGCCACUGCUUGCUUGCGAAAAAUGUUUAAAAGAAUAUACAAAAAGGGCCGUUUGUAUUUCAGUAUUGUAUCCUGUCAGAUGAAGUCUUCUCAUUGGUUAGUAAUAAUGUUUAACCGGGCCAUGCACUGAGUGGUGUGAUGUUGUAUGCCAUUUGUUUGAUGUUCUAGCGUCUCACUGUUGAGUGGUGAUAUUUCUGACUGUGAAGUAGUUUAAAAAAAAAAACGUUUCCUUACAAAAAAGAAGAAAAAACAAAGCCAAUGUGAAGCCACUGUGUUAGUGAUGUUUUAGCUGUAGUUGUAGUGGUAAACUGGGACUCAAUAAACAAUAGCUAUAUUUUGUUUAGUCUGUCUGUUAGUUCUCUCUUCUGGUGCAAUGAUAAACCUUCCACUGGUGAAUGGCUUUGCAAAGAAUCUUUUCCGCCCUUUUAAGAUGUAUAUAUAUUUAUUUUUCUGAAUGAUUUCUCUGUUUCCACCCCCUUACCUCUGUUCUGGCAAAAAAAAAAAAAAGGUUGUAUAUUGCACUACGCGUUUCCUGGGAUGCAAACGCUUAUUUAGUUGUUAUUUUGUCUGACUUAUGUUUACUUUUAUUUGUUGCUGUUGUAUAGCGUUGACUGUGUCUGAUUUAUAUCAAAAUGAUUUAUCAGAGAAAAUAAUAAAUGAGAACGUUAGUCCGUCCUGAA
Molecule: messenger RNA, 3408 nt
Organism: Clupea harengus (Atlantic herring)
Lineage: Eukaryota; Metazoa; Chordata; Actinopteri; Clupeiformes; Clupeidae
Gene: stxbp1a
Product: syntaxin binding protein 1a
Biological process (GO): vesicle-mediated transport
Source: RefSeq, a predicted model, not a curated record